Molecule: messenger RNA, 934 nt
Organism: Melospiza melodia melodia
Lineage: Eukaryota; Metazoa; Chordata; Aves; Passeriformes; Passerellidae
Product: feather keratin B-4-like
Exons: 2
Coding region: 1-483 (160 amino acids)
Cellular component (GO): intermediate filament
Molecular function (GO): structural constituent of cytoskeleton
Source: RefSeq, a predicted model, not a curated record
AUGCCCCAAGGCCAUGGCACAAGGCUGUCCCACCCAUCCAGGAUCAGCAUAAAAGCCAGCCCAGAGCCUCUCUCCCUCACACACUUCUCCUCAAGCCUUCUCCUCCUGCUCCUGCAGACAACCAGGACCCUCCACACCACACCCAUGGCCUGCUACAACAUCUGCCAACCCUGCGGACCCACCCCGCUGGCCAACAGCUGCAACGAGCCCUGUGCCCUGCAAUGCCAGGAUUCCCGAGUUGUUAUCCAGCCUUCUCCUGUGCUGGUCACCCUGCCAGGACCCAUCAUGACCUCCUUCCCCCAGAGCACCGCCGUCGGAUCCACCUCCUCGGCUGCCGUGGGCACUGAGCUCAGUGUGCAGGGACAGCCCAUCUCUGGCGGAUUUGGUGGCUUUGGCUACGGCCUUGGCUAUGGCCGUGGAUUUGGCUAUGGGCUGGGAGGCCUGGGCUGCUAUGGCAGAAGGGGCUAUGGCAACAUCUGCUAAGGGCCCUCAGCACCACCCCUGACACCAACCACCCACUCCAUGGAACUCAUCUCAGGCAUUGAGGACACAUCCCUGGGACCAGAUUCUCAAACGGACUCAGCACUUCCAGCUCCUGCUCUGCGGGCACCAACCAAGGCAGCAGGCCAGCUGUCCCCAAACGUGGCCCAUCUGUCUCCUGCUCUUCUCCUGCUCCCUGCUCGCCAAGGACCCUUCUGCUCUGUCCAUUCCCCUCUGGACAAACCCCUUCUCCCAAGCCAGAGACCCUCGGGCACCUCUGCCUGGCUGCUGCCACUGUGGGACAGGAAAUCCCUGAUGCUCCGGCCAGGCCUGCUGCAAUGAAAGGAUCUGUGCUGAUGUUUGUCCUGUUCCACCUCAGACCAGCUCCAUUUUAUUUAUUUCUCCUGCUUUUUACUUGUUGUUUUUUUGCCUCAAUAAAGUUUUCUUGCAUCAU